Molecule: messenger RNA, 1719 nt
Organism: Funneliformis geosporum
Lineage: Eukaryota; Fungi; Glomeromycota; Glomeromycetes; Glomerales; Glomeraceae
Source: the annotation of a GenBank genome assembly
AUGCUAGCAAUAAAAGACGGCAUUUUACCAUUUCGAGAAAUUGACAUUAUUGUCUCCGAAGAAGAAAGACAAAUGAAAGAAGCGAGGAUGCAAAAGUACUGUCCACCUCUUGACUCAGCUUUGGUCGCAGCUAUCUUCAAUGAUAUUAAAAACUUCAAAGAUUGUUGUGAUAUCUUUGAGAAAUUAGCCAACGAGGCUAAUUUAGUUUUGGACGCUACGCUAGCAUUGGAUGCUGAAAGAAGCAAGAAUGAAAUGAAUUCUGGAAACAGCAGUAGUAGCAACUACAAAAGCUCUAAUGGUGGCGAAACCGGGGAAGGAUCAAUGACUAGUGUUGAAAAUAUGAUAGACUACCUUUCUAUAGGAGAAGAUUCCGGAAGUAUUUGUUCGGAUGAUUACAUUCCUUUAGAUGAGGAAAUUAAAUAUCUCGAAUCCUCUGCAAUAAAUAACACAAUCGACUCGCCCACCGAAUUUUUGAAAUCAUGUUUCCCUAUGAUUUCUGAAUUUAUCGAUACGUUAUUGCAAGAAAGUGAUGAUAAUGUAGAAGCGGUUUUGAAUAUGCUGCUUAACGAGCAAGAUAAUUCAUACUUUCAAACAAGUUCAACCCCAUCUUCCGUUACUGUGAACGAUCCUAACGACGAGGAUAAUUUCUUGAUUUCGGAAUCUCGUUUUAAACGUCGUAAAAAAAAGCGACCCAGGAAACCAAAACGAAACAUCAUAAUUCAAAAUAAUACAUUUCGUUCCUACGCUAAUGUAUCUUCGGCUUCAAGUAGCCCUGCAACCUCGGCAUCAUCAAUGUCGUCGCCAUCUUCUACUUCACGUUGGGGCACACCAUCACCUUUGACUUCACCAACACAAUCAACGAAUCAAUGGAAUAAUAACCUUCAAGAUGACUUGUUUGAUGAAAAUCUGAGUCAAUUGGUAACCGUGUUUCCCGAUCACGAUUUUGAAAGGCUUAGGAAUGCUCUCGUCACUAGUAAGGGACAAUUUGAAAUUGCGAUGGAUAUGUUAUUAUCCCCUAAUAACAAUGUUUGGAACGGCAAUAAUGAGGCUAUCAAACUACGAAGCAAAGAUAAUACGCAAACAUCUCAAACGCCAUCUUUUUCGAAUGUUGUUAAGGAUCAAAAUAGGUCAUCAUUACAAAUUCCGAUAAGAUUCGAUUUUUCAUCAAAUCGUCAAAAAUACAAGGUUUACGAUGUUGAUGAUGAUGAAUUAAUAGAUCAUGAAGAUCGCUAUGAUCCAGGACAUUGUCGUAUGAUGGCUCAAGAUUUCAUGGCUAAACGAGGCGAAGCUUUUAGAAAAGCACUCGACUCUUAUCAAAGGUCUAAAGGUCAUCGUAAUGGAGAAGGCGGAAUUUCAUUUCAUUAUUCAACCGAGGGAAGGAAAUUUGAUACAGAAAUGAAGAAAUGGAAUUUGAGAGCUGCCAGAUCUUUAGUUAGAUUAAAUAGUGAGAAAAGAAGGGAGGAGAAUGUUCUUGAUCUCCAUGGUUGUAGUGUAAAUGAGGCACUCACUAUUGUUAAGGAAAAGUUGAAUCAAUGGUACUCUGAAUCUGGCCGUACAUCGUUGAAACCAUUGAAGAUAAUUACGGGAUUGGGAAAACAUUCACCUAAUGGAGUGGCAAAGUUGCCUUCAGCGAUCAAUAAAUUUUUGGUCAAGGAUAAUUGGAACGUUAAAGAUUAUAAAGGUUAUUUAAUGGUUAAUGGAAUAAAAAAUAUCCCUUAA